CCGGAUGUUCCCUGAGUGAGUCUUCGGCGCGGGGGCGUGUCCCGUGCGUCCGUGGCGCAAGAUGGCGCUACCCUUUGCGCGUUCUUGGCGCCUGUGCCGCUGGGCUGUGAAACGAUGGGGAGUAGCCGCUGGGGAAUCCUGGAGAGGCAUCAGUUUCAAACUGGAAGAAAAAACCGCCCACAGCAGUCUGGCACUUUUCAGAGCUGACACAGGUGUCAAAUAUGGCUUGGUGGGGUUGGAGCCUACCAAGUUAGCCCUGAAUGUGGAGCGGUUCCGGGAGUGGGCAGUCGUGCUGGCAGACACAGCGGUCACCAGUGGCAGACACUACUGGGAAGUGACAGUGAAGCGUUCCCAACAGUUCCGAAUAGGAGUGGCAGAUGCGGACAUAUCCCGGGAUAGCUGCAUCGGUGCCGAUGAUCGAUCAUGGGUGUUCUCCUAUGCCCAGCGCAAGUGGCACACCAUGUUGGCCAACGAGAAAGCCCCAAUCGAGGGGAUCGGACAGCCAGAGAAAGUGGGACUGUUGCUGGAGUAUGAGGCCCAAAAGCUGAGCCUGGUGGAUGUGAUCCAGGUCUCUGUGGUCUGCACGCUACAGACAGAUUUCCGGGGACCAGUGGUGCCUGCUUUUGCUCUUUGGGAUGGAGAGCUCCUGACUCAUUCUGGACUUGAGGUGCCUAAGGGUCUCUAGCAUGUCCAUUACUGGAGUACCUAAUGCUCUUGGCCAGCUUUCUGUUUAAAGUGUCUGCAACUGUUUUACAUUGCAUCAAACAACCUCUAGCUCCCACAGUUCAGUGUCAAGCCCUGUACAUUAUCUUAAGUCAUUGUCUCCUGUCUCCUAACUUGUGAAAGCUAGGCCUAUGGCCAAGCUUUCCCCUCAGACUACUGCCAGUUUCUUGGACAACCAUGGAUAUAUGUUCCCUCAUUUGGUUUGUUUAGUUUCUCUGCCUUGCCUGCCCAUUGCCAGGUCUUUAUGAGACUAUUCAGUUCAGGAGCCUUUUUUUUUUUUUUGAAUCAGUGUCUUGGUGCGAUGUAGUUCAGACUGUCCUUAAACUGUAGUGCAGUGUGGCCUCAAAUUCAUGGUAAUUCUCCUGCCUCAGCUUCCUAAGUACUGGGAUUACAGGCACGUGCCACCAUGCCUGGCUCUGGAGUCUUGUCUUUCAGUUGUAUUUGAAUUAUGUAUUCAUCACUGUAUUACCUCUCCUUCCUUAUACCCAUGUAUAACUUUUGGAGGUUCCAGAGUGAAUCAUUUCUACCUCUGGCUGUAGGAGUUGUGCAGUCAGUGACUUGAACCUUUCUCUACAACCUACAGAGUGUGAACUCUGGUUCCCUAAAUGCUUUAAUGACUCAGUAGGUUUGAGAAGAGUCCUCCUUCCCUAGUACCUCCAUGCAUAGACUCACAUGACUGCAGCAAUCCUCAUCCUGACACCUAGCCAGUCUGUCAUAAUCAUUGUGACAGUUACAACUGUGACCAAAGAGAAGAGACACUAGACUGAUGAUAACUAAGGGAUUAGUGCCAGCAACUUUAUUCCUAAGAACUUCCAUCUUAAUUUCUGCUACAGUUGAAAAUUCAGAGGAAGCUGGGUGUUUAGCCCUGGCAGGGGCGAGGUUGUGAGUUCAUGAGUUCAUUCCCCGGUAGUAGGGGGUGGGGGAGUUCAGAGGAAGAAGACCUAAGGUUUUACAACAUCUGUUUUUGGGUCUCAUCAGAUCCAAACCCCCUUUCCCCUUGGCAGCAGAAUACAUUUAACCUGAAGCAUUAUUUAGGGGUGAGGAAAACCUGGUGGGAUAAGUGAGUAUGUGUAUGAAAUAUGUGUUGUUUGGGCUAUCUGAUGCUGUGGUUCUGUCUUAUUCUACCUUCUAUGAUGGUGAUGAAGCUGGAUACCCUUAGGGGAGAGAAAAAAUGAACUUAUCAAAAAUAAUAACUUGUGUAAUUAAAGUUUAUUUGAGAGCGAAA
Messenger RNA from Cavia porcellus (domestic guinea pig), 1948 nucleotides. RefSeq names its product SPRY domain containing 4 (gene Spryd4). Gene Ontology annotation, molecular function: protein binding. The record is from RefSeq and is a predicted model, not a curated record. NCBI's taxonomy places the organism in Eukaryota, Metazoa, Chordata, Mammalia, Rodentia, Caviidae. Bases 62 to 685 code for a protein of 207 amino acids. The transcript is spliced from 2 exons.